This is a messenger RNA of Pezoporus occidentalis (night parrot), 15381 nucleotides long. RefSeq names its product E3 ubiquitin-protein ligase RNF213-like. NCBI's taxonomy places the organism in Eukaryota, Metazoa, Chordata, Aves, Psittaciformes, Psittacidae. The transcript is spliced from 66 exons. The record is from RefSeq and is a predicted model, not a curated record. Gene Ontology annotation, molecular function: ubiquitin-protein transferase activity; ATP hydrolysis activity. Bases 77 to 14965 code for a protein of 4962 amino acids.
GGAGCCCCCAGGUCUUGUUUGCCAUCAGGUUCCGUUAAACCCUCUCCUGACUGUGCCCCCAGCUCCAGCCGGUGCCAUGGAGGCCUCUGGAGGGGAUGGAAGAGGCGAAGACGUUGCCCUGCGGCCCCAGCCCAGCCACGAGGGCGACAGUGACCCCUCGGAUGGGGAUGAAGACCAAGGACAAGCCAAGGUGGCAUCCGAGAGCCUGAGCGCAGUUCCCAAGGGAUGUGAGGCUGUGGGUUCAACCAUGCAGCAGGAGACACGGGACCACAUGCCCAGCUGUGCCAACCGGGAGGGCCUCUGCAGUGAGCCAGAGCCGUCGCCAGCAGAUGCGUUGGUGGGAGAUGGAGAGGACAACAGCAAAUGGCAUCUGGCCACUGGUUCCUCCAGUGGACACAAGGCAAAUGCCCCAGGUCACACGAAGCAAGUGGGGAGGACAAACCAGGAGAAUCUGAACCGCACAGUUGCAGAUGACUCGGGACCUUCCAACAGGGUGGGAGGUGACGAUGGGCUGGACAAACAAGCACUGGGGACGUUGCUGAGUGGACACACAUCUGCUGGGAACAAGAGCCAAGGGGAGUGGAUCUGCCAGCCCAGCUCCUACCUAUUUGGUGCCCGUCACCCACUGCAGGAUGCAAUGAGCCUGGAGUUUGUGGCAGUGCUGUCACAACCUUGUAACCUCAACAAGAAGGACAAGAUCUGCAUCGUCUUCUACAAAGGGCAAGGCCACUGUGAAGAGUUUGCCAACAUGGAGAGAAGUUCCACGAACCAGCAAGUAAUAUCAGGCAGCGCCAGGAUCCCUGUUUCCUGCCUCCAACAAGGUGCCAUCUUCUACAAAUACGCCCUGGUUGACACCUACAGCCAGAAGAGGGCCUGUAACUUGGAGCACAUUCCCUUGGAGAACUUCAGCAUCCCCAAGACCUUUCAAAGCAGAAAUGUUCCCUUAUUUCGGGUCCUGAAAAUCCCCAAAGAGGAGAUCCGAGUGGGUGGAACAUGGACCAUCUUUGAACAGCUCCACUGCCAUUUUCCCAGAACAAGCACUUUGAGCUCUUUGGUCUCAAAGGGGCCCAGCCACCAGAUGGAGGUGAAAUACCUGGAGAACUGCUUCUUUGCACACACCACUUCCUGGAAAUCCCUUGAGGCCAUGGAGAGAAAACUGGACAGGUACAAGGAGAGCAGCAGUGUCUGUCUUGGGGACCCAGAGGAAAGAAAACACUUUGAGGUCACCUGCCAGUCUGCAGAUGUGAUCAGAGACAGUGUUGGAACCUUCAUACAAACUGUCAUUGAGAAGCUGGACACCUCAGAGCACAAACUUCCUCAGCUCCUCUUUGUGCUCUAUGCCUCCUUCAAGUACGGCAUCAGCCUUCCCUCAGCCUCCAUCGCCAAGGCUGAGAAGCUCUUUGAGGACAUUGGGUUCUUGCAAGAAGAAGAACUGAGAGGCAAAAGCAAAUACUUCCCAGCUCUGAAGGAACUUUGUCUCAAGACCACUGAUGGCACCUUGUGGAUCUGGCUGGUCCCUCUGCUCUUUGCAAUCAAGAAGACGGAAGAUGCCUUUGCCCAAAUUGUUCUUCCUUUAGAAGCCUUCAAAAAGCUGAGGAAGGACAAAGAGAAGCAAAGGAAAGUCCUGAAGAUGGUGGGUGCUCACAGGACCUUGAUUACAAGCUGUCCUCUGCUGGCAAAGAAGGUUUUUGAGAUGCUGGCCCUGAAGAACUUUGUGGAGGCCCCUUUGGCUGACACGUGGCAAGUUGCCUUGGAGUCCUUGUUCCGGCGCAUCAUAGACGAGAGGACGGAUCUGCCUGAAGGGGAUUUGAACAUGGCCUUGAAAAGCAUUGCCACCUGGAUGGAAACCUGGGUCAAGGACUUGUGUUUCUCAGGGUCUUCAAAAGCAGCGCUGAAGGCCAUCCCCAAGGAUGAGGUCAUGCAGUGCCUGAACCUGGGGUACCUCCUGCUGAAGUACUUCUUGCAGAAGCAGAUGUGCUCAGUGUCCUUCAGCAAUGUGCUGGCAGUGCUGCAGAUCCUUGGGACAUCUGUGGACAUCACAGAGUUACUGGAAGUGCACAAGGAAUUCCAGCUGCUCACCUCAGAGGAAAGGUUUGAAGAGUUUUCUGGUUUUACCAAGCCGUGGCUCCAGACGUGCUUCCAGAAGGCACCUGUGAAGCAGGCAUCCUUCCAGAAGAGCUUUGAUGCAUGGCAGCAGCUGCUCUCAGUGAAGAUCCUCUGCCCAAGGUGGACCAAGUUGUGGCGGGGCUUGCUCCAGGAUAUGUUUAAGAACUGGCUGGAGAAGGUUGAGGACAAACACCUCAUAGACUUCUUCCAGCAUUUCCUGAAGAUGGAUAAAAGCUAUGACAUAGAUCUGGAGAGCUGCUUUACCAACCACAUCAUCCAGUGUAUCAGAGGCAUUGGCAAGAGCAAGGAACCCAUGCUCAAAUCCUUGCUCUCUGUGAUCCUCAAGACAAGGAAACCGUCUGCUGCGAGGCUGCUGUCCGUUAUGGUGGAGAGGAUGUUCUCAGUGAUGGAGACGCUGAGAAGUGUCACCAUGUUUGAUGAGAACACUGGCCCUGUGCUGGCCAACCUGCUCAACAAGCCUGAAGUCUGUGACCUCCUUUCUGUUGUCCAAGGAGAGGGCAGGUGCCAUUUUCAGCUCAGCAAUGAUGCUAAUGUCCUCCUUGACCGGGUGUCUGCGCUCUUCUGCUUUGUGGGACGCUGCGUUCUCUUGGGAGACCUUCCCUGCAGCAUCCUGGAGAGCAUCUUAAAGCAUCGGGAGCAGUUCAUGAAAAUGCUGUGCACCUGUGAUUCCUCUUUCACCAAGUGUCUACCAAAUGUGCUGGAGGUCAGGAAGCGGGAGUUUGAGCAACUGGAAGAGCAGAAGAAGCAACGACAUUCCUUUCUGUGCCUGUGCCGUGCCAUAGAGGACGUGAUCAAAGUGGAUACAAGCAUCAUGGAGAAAAGCAUUAUGGACAACAACAGCUUUAAGGAUCAGACCUCGGUGAGGAAGUUCCUCAUCGAUGGCACGAGUGAAUUGGAAUCGCACGUCCUCGAUGAAUAUCAGGACAUGAUGCAAAAACUGGAUGUGGUGAAGAGAAGCCAAUGUUUCCAGAGGCUGUUGAAGAGAAGUGUGCAGCAAAUCAAAGCCACGGCCUCUGAAGACCAAGUUUUGUCCAUAGCAGAUGUGGAAGAAAAGAUCUACAAGCCAGCCAUGGCUGCCUUUGGGGAAACCUACCAGUCCCUCAAAAACUUCUCCAUCACCCUGGGGACGGUGAAAAGCCAGUUCAAGACAAUGCUGGGACAGCAGGAUCAGCUCCGGAAGGAGUUUGAAAUCAUGGAGGAGAGCGAAGGGACGAGGCCUGGAAAAGCUGCUUGGAUCCCCAGGGCAGUGGAGAGAAUUGAAAACUACCUGACUCUAUCCGAAGUAGUGACCACGGCCAAGGUGAUCGAGGACCUGAGACAGAUGUUGCAGCUCAAGGGAGAUUUCCAGGUUCUCAGCGACCUGGCGAAAUACGAUAAGGAGGAAUUCAAGAAGAAGCGACUUGAUUUUAUGACCCAAGACUUGAUGAAGGUGAAAAAACAAUUGAGUGACAUUCCCCAGGGAGUUUUGGACUUUGUGAAGGAACUUCUGGAAUGUUCAAGGAGAGGUUUCACUGCCUGGAUCAAGACCAUAAUAAAAGACAAGACAGAAAUCCCUGUCUUUGUGGAACUGGCCUCAAUUUCUGCGGGUGAAAACGACAUAGAUAUUGACCGAGUGGGCUUCUUCCGGGAUGCAAUGGCUGCUUCUGCCCCCAUCAUCUUAGACCUGAGUCCCACAGCUGGCUUUGACCAGUUCUCAGAAGCUCUGUCUUUCAUCAAAGAUGCCGUCGCUAAAGACAGGAAGCUUCCCAAGAAGCUGAGAGAUUCCUUUGACGAGAAGUGGUUAAAGGUGGUUCACGAAUCUCAUGGCUCUGUGGAGCAGUCUUCAAUCUCUCAAGCCAGAAGCAUCAACAGAAAUGGGAAGUUUACCAUCUCAGCACCUGCAAAAUGCAAGGCUACGCUUGAGAACUGUGUCUCGUUGCGACUGCUGCCUGACUGUGAGGGUAGCACAUCUCCAGCAACCCCCAAGGACAAGCAGUACAGCUUUCCUGAGCUCAGGGAGCUCCAGAACAAGCUUAUGUUGAUCACCACCAAAGUUGAGCAGGGCAGAGAGGAGACAAACCGCUUCUUGGAGGUACUGGAAAAAGUUGAAACGAUUGCAAAGUUGUACCUGGAGCUUCUCAGUGUUGGCAACAUCCUCUUCAUCGACUGGAAGGCUGAUAUCUACUGCCGCCCCCAGCAACAUGUGAAAGUCUACACGGAGUUUGGCAUUGCUGGGAUCCUCGUUCAGAGCACGAGGCCCCUCCUGGAGGAGCUGGGCAGCCUCUCGAAAGCCAUGGAGCAUUGCUUGGCCAAGUGGAAGAAGUACCUGGAGACUCAAAGGGACACCUACUAUCAUCUCAACCUCUUCACUGCCCACCAGCUCUUCUAUUUGUGCAGCCAGCUGGCCAGAGUCCAGAAAGGCACCACAGAACCACAGGUUCUCAUCAUGCUUUCCGUCAUCAAGCAUGACAUCCGAGCAGAAGAUAUCCAAAGAGCCCUGCGGGAUGCGUUGAUGACUCCCCUGGAGUCCAUCCCUACGUUGGUGGGAUGCGAGGAAUCAGUUAGUUGGCAGGACUACAUCAUCCGCUUCCCCCAGCUCAUCCGGAGCUUGGCUGAGUCGGGCUACAAUGAGGCAGUGGCAAAGGCAGCCUUGCAGAGCUGCUUGGAAACCUUCCCCCAUGCACCCAUCACGGAGCAGAUGCUGAUGGAUUUUGCCUUUGAGCAAGGUGAAGACAAGGACUUGGUUGAGCAGCUCAGCAAGUCCUAUGAGGAGACAAGAGAGACCUUCCUGCAGAAGAGCCGUAAGUUUAAGACUAAGCCCAGUGAUGUCAACCGGGUCUCCUUCAGCUCUCUGGCACAGCAUGAGUUGUCUGCCUCCUUUGAGAGCUUGCCAUCUCUUUACGACAAGGUGAACCUCAUCUGGGAUGCCUACUGCAAGAAACUCCCUGGCCUGGUUUCCGAUAAAUACAUAGGUUUGGAUGUUUUUGGGGAGACACUGAAGCGUUUGGCUGCUCUGGAGAGCACACGCAUUGAGAGAAGUCUACCUGUAGGCUUUGAAGUGGGGAAACCAAUUCUCAUCACGUGCAAGGAGGAGGACAUGUUGCCCAACAUGUUAUUCCUCUACCGACACACUGAGAUGGCGCCUCUCCCAUCAUAUGAUGAGGUCCUGGUGUGCACGCCCAACACGCAUGAGGAGGAGGUGGAGCUACUUGUCAGAAGAGCUCUUGCUCCAGGGUCUCAAGACCAGAAGAUCUACUGCUUGCUGGGUGCUGAUAAAUUGGUCUAUAAAGUUUCUAAACAGCUCGAGUUCCACUUCUUCCGCCUGGUGCAAUCUUCCAGCAUCCCCAGCUACAGGUUCAUCAUCUUCUGCAAUGCCAAAGCUCCCAGCUCCUACGUUAUCACAGCCUUCGAUGCCUACAAGAUGACUUUCCCAUGCUACUCCAACGCAGAAAUCCAGACCUACCUGAAGAUGCACCUCAAAGUGCCAAGUGGGACAUCCCCUGUCACUCAAGCCUUUGAAGAGCCCCAUCAGCAGAACAUGAAGCUAGUCUUCUCAAAGCAAGCAGGGAUGGGGAAGUCUCUCUUUGUGACCAAUACCAUUGGGAAGGUCCGUGCUCAGCUGGGUGGCAUGCUACCACUUCAGAAAACCAUCAGGCUGAUGGAGUCGGACAUCGAUUUCCAGUUCUUUGUGGAGGAACUCUUCUCUGUCGAGGAGUCUGCAACUGGAAAUCAGCCCAGCAUCUUCCACAUUGAUGUGUCUCCAGUGGUAUCAAAGGGUCUCUACCGGCUGCUGAUUGAGCUGUGCAUCCUGCGGCACAUCCAGAGGCCUGACGGCUUUGUCUGGAAGUGCAAAGCUUCUCAUCUUUACUUGAUUGAGUAUUUGGCAAGAGGGAAAAGUGUCAGCAGUACAAGGAAGAAAGAGAUGUCCAUUGAAACGGAAAAAAGAAUCCUGGAUCUUUUUCCUACCGUGGAGUGCAUAUCACCACUGCAGGUGCUCAAUCUGCUGGAACAUCCCAGCCCCGUCCCUCCUGCAGAACCCAGGGAGGAACAGUUUGACCGGGACAAGCUAAACAGUGAAGUUUUCCAGAGGUCCUACCAAUACCUCAUCAGAUACAAACAGAAGGAAAACCUUGACUAUUUCACUUUUGUCCCUAGCAAAGUGUCAGGGGCAGAGAAAGAAUGCCUGCAGUGCUUGAUGGAGUUCUGUGGGAGAAGCAACCCCUCCUGGACCGAGCUCAGCAACUUUACCCACUUCUUGAACUUCCAGCUACAAAAGUGUGAGAAAUCGAUUUUCUGCAGCCCGGUGGUUGGAGCAGACUUCUCUGGCUUCAAAACAUUCGUCAUCAAGUUCAUGAUCACCAUGUCCAAGGACUUUGCCAUGCCAUCCCUCAACGUGUCUGAUGAAAGUGUGCCCAGAGAGGAGGGGAAGGAGAUGGAUGAUGUUCUGAGGGACCACCAGCUAAGACGCCGGUGGGAACAGGAGUCUCACCCUUAUGUAGUCUUCCAUGCUGAGGGUGACUCCAUGGAGUUUUUGGGGUUCCAUAUCAACAAGAAUCUUGAUGCUAUUGAUGCUUACUCCAAGGCCGUUUUGGAAACAGCAGUUCUGAGCAAGAACUUAUACAUCACCUUGAAGCUCCAGAACGUUCCUUUCAAUAAGGAAUUCGAAAAGUUAUCCAGGCCCGAGCAAUUGGAAGCCCUCUGCAGGGUCUUUGGGGUGAAAUGCCAGGAAGAUCCAGAUCCUUCAUACCAGCUGACCCUGGACAACACCAUGAAGAUGUUGGCUAUCCACCUGCGGUUCCAGUGUGGCAUCCCUGUGAUCAUCAUGGGUGAAACAGGCUGUGGGAAGACAAAGCUGGUGCAGUUCAUGAGCAACCUGCAAAGGGCAGGCAGGAAACUCCAGAACAUGGUGGUGGUACGUGUUCAUGGUAGCACCACCUCCAAGGCUAUCUGGGAGAAGGUGAGGAUGGCCGUGGAGCUGGCCCGCUUCAAUGAGGAAGAGCACAACGUGGACACGGUGCUGUUCUUUGAUGAAGCAAACACCUCAGAGGCAAUCUUUGCCAUCAAAGAGGUGCUCUGUGACCGCAGUGUCAACGGCAAGAGGAUUCCCACUGACCGCUUAAAAGUGGUGGCUGCUUGCAACCCUUACAGGAGGCACACCAAGGCCACCAUUGAGAAACUGGAGAAAGCUGGCUUGGGAUACCGAGUGCGGAGUGAAGACACUCCAGAGAAGCUGGGUUACAUCCCCCUGCGGCAGUUGGUGUACCGGGUGCAGCCCCUUCCUCCCAGUUUAUUGCCUCUGGUCUGGGACUUUGGGGAGCUGAACGAGAAGACACAAAGCCUGUACAUCAGGGAGAUUGUGAAGUCCACAGUGGAGACCAAGAUCCCCGCUGGGAACCUGGAUGUCUUCACCAAUGUCAUCUCAGCCUCCCAGAAGUUCCUGAGGGGGAGGAAGGAUGAGUGCCGGGUGGCCAGCCUCCGGGACAUAGAGCGCUGCAUGCAAGUCCUGCUCUGGUUUUAUGACUUAAGAGAGCUGCUCUUCCACGAGGUUGAUAAGAAGAGGCAGCUGCACGAAGAGGAAGAGGAGCCAACCUUCAAUGAUGCACAAAGGGCUUUGGUCCUUUCAGUGGGGGUCUGCUAUUAUGUGUCUCUGGAGAAUCGCCAAGAAUACCUGGAGGAGAUUGCCAAAUGCUUCUUUGUCCCUGCAUCCCGGCUACAGCAAGAGAUUGAGCUAUGCCAAGAGGUGUUCCUGGAUAACAUCACCAUUCCCAAGGCUACAGCCUGCAACAAUGCUCUGAGGGAGAACAUCUUCAUGAUGAUUGUCUGCAUGGACCUCCGGGUGCCACUCUUUCUGGUUGGGAAGCCGGGAAGCUCCAAAUCUCUCUCCAAAACCAUCGCUGUAGAUGCCAUGAAAGGCCCGUGGUCUAGCAAACCGUUGUUCAAAGCAUGCAAAGAGGUCCAGCUGAUCUCCUUCCAGUGCAGCCCUCAUUCAAAACCAGAAGGCAUCAUCUCCACGUUCCAACAAUGUGCUCAGUUCCAGAAGGGUAAGAAUCUGAAUGAGUUUGCUUCUGUGGUCCUGCUGAAUGAAAUUGGCCUUGCAGAAGACUCACCUGACAUGCCCUUGAAGGCACUGCAUCCUCUUCUAGAAGAUGGAUGUGUUGACGAUGAGGAUCUGGAGGCUUACAAGAAAGUUGGCUUUAUGGGGAUCUCCAACUGGGCCUUGGACCCUGCCAAAAUGAACAGGGGCCUCCUUGUCUUUCGGACUGAACCUAACGAGGAGGAGCUGGUGAAGACUGCCAAAGGCAUCUGCGCUGACCAGCCCCAUGGGGACAGGAUUGAGCAUUUGUUCCCCAUCUUGGCAAAAUUCUACCUCAAAGUGCUGCAAACGCAGCCAACAGAAUUCUUUGGGCUUCGGGACUUCUACAGCUUAAUCAAAACGGUCAUGUCCUACACACAGGACAUGAAGUGCAGUUCUCAGGAGGAGCUCCUCAUAAGGGCCAUUCAGAGAAACUUUGGAGGUUCCAGAGAUAUCUAUCCACUGGGAAUCUUCUGUAACUGCACCAGCGAGUUCCGGCUCUCCAGUGAGAAGAAAACCAGCUGCAUCCGUCUGUUGGAGGAGAAUAUGGCUCCGCAGCAAAAGGGAGCCAUAUCCCGGUACCUCCUGCUGCUGACGACCAACAACGCUGCCUUCCAGAUCCUCCAGAUGAUGCGGCUCAUCGAUACCAGCAACUGCGACGUCAUCUUCGGCUCCGGUUUCCCCCAGGACCAGGAUUACUCCCAGGUGUGCCGCUCUGUGAACAGGGUGAAAACGUGCAUGGAGAUCGGCAGGCCUGUGAUCCUCCUCAACAUCCAGAACCUUUACGAGAGCCUUUAUGACACCCUCAACCAAUGCUUUGUCAGCCUGGGGGAUAAUUUCUACGUUGACCUGGGCCUUGGUACCCAUGCUGUGAAGAGCCGCGUGAAGGAGGAAUUCCGGCUGGUUGUUAUAGAGGAGCAGGAAGUGGUCUACAGGCAGUUCCCCACUCCUCUGCUGAGCCGUCUGGAGAAGCAUUGCUUGAACAUGAACACCAUCCUCAACCUGCAACAGCAAGACUUGAGGCAGGAUCUGAACCAAUGGGUCACAUGGUUUGUCAGCAUCCAGAAGCCCGAUUUGUUCAGCGGAUGGUCCCACACUCUCGCUCCCGAGGAUGUCUUCAUCGGCUUCAGUGGUGACACGGCUGCUGCCAUCGUGCUGGAGAGCUCCCAGCACAUCCACUGCGGAGCCUAUGAGCGCUACGGAGAGCCAGUCCUCUCUGCUGCCAGAAGCAGACUGGUGGAGUGUGCCACCCCUGACUCCAUCCUGCGCCUCAAGAGCUCCAUUCUGAAGAAUGCUGAGCAGAUCCAGGACCUGUAUUUCAUCGAGCAGAAGCACAACGGCCUGGCCAGUCUCUUAGGGGAGUUGAUGAGCCAGCAGGAGAAAGGGAGCACCACCGGGCUGUGCCUGCAGGUUUCUACCCACGCCAGGCUGCUCAACCAGAAGGAUGUAGAAAUGCUGAGGAAGAUGCUUGACCUCCCCAACACAACUCGCUGCCUUUUCCUAAGCCAGUUUGACACCGAACAUGCUUUCCGUCAGGACCUCAGGAAUUUCUUCCAUGAGCCCCAAGAAGCCAGUUUACUCCUUGUCCAGUUUCAUUUUGAUGAGCCGCAGAGCAGCAAAAGACUCCUGGCCUGUGCCAAGUACUGCAUCACUGACGAGCGACAGAGGUCGGCCAGCCCCUAUCUGCUGCACGUGGUGCUGAUCACUAAAGUCCCGCGGGUCCUGGGCGGGUGCCGCUACCUGGCUUUCGACAGUGGUGACUGGAAGUCCAUCCACUUGGAUGAGCUAAUGCCCCCAGAGAACUUUAAGGCCAAUCUUGGCCAGCUCUCCAAAAUGACCAUUGCUGAGAUUUUCACAAGCAGCUCCCUGCAGCAUCUCCCAACAGGUUCUUCAGAGGAUUCUGCUGCCCUGGGAAUCCUCACUGAGUCAGGUCUUCACCCAGAAGAAAAUCCACAGUUUCUCAAUGUGGAUGCAAUGAUCAAAGGGAGCAUCCAGAAGGCCGUGGUCCAGCUGGAGGACAAGAGGGACAACAGCCAGCGUCCAAGAGAGAGAGUCAAGAUCCUUCACAACCUGCUUUUCCACCCUCAGAGUAGAGUUUCCAGCCACUUUAUGACCAUCCUGAGGAAGAGAGUUUGUUACCUCCUCCACGAGCGUGAGAAAUCCAUGCAAGAUCCAAAGGAAUGGGUUUUCCACAGGGCAUUCUCCACUGAAUUCAUCCUGGAAGACACGUCCUUCAGGCAAGCCCUCUGGACGCACCUGGAGGGCAUCGUGGCCAACAUCUUUGCCCAGAUUCUCGCUGUGGUGGACGCCAACAACAACCUGGAUCUCCUCUUGCGAGGCUCUUCGCUGCCAGAACUGUGGCUCCAGAUGUUCCAAGAAGAAACAUUCCUAAAGAUUAAGUACACCAACAAGGCAGCAGAUGCCAAGUUUUCUGUGUUAUCUAUGACCGAAGACCCAAACAUCUCCCUCUUCUGCCAAUUCCCAUUCAGCUGGGUUUUGAAAGCCUACCUAGACAAUGUCUGGGAGAAGGUCUAUCAUAUGAAAGAUCAGCCCCAGAAGCCAACGGAGGAAGUGGCCAGGUUCUACCAAACCUUCAUCAAGAACAUCUUGACGCCAGAUAGCAGCAAUCCAGACAUGCUACGCUGUUACGCCAAUGACUUCCUCAGGAUGGCUUUUCCUGGACAAGAUUUCUCUGUCUAUGAGGUUCUCUCCAAGGUCUUCCUGGCCACCGCAGGCCAGCUCUGCUCCUCCUUGGGCCUGGGGGAGAUGGACUUUUCCCCAGUUUGGCUUCACAUGGACUAUUUCUACCUCCGGGAUGAUUAUCAGCUAUUUGUGGACAUAGCAAAAAGCAAUGACACUGUCAUAAGUGAGCUGCAGGCAAUGUAUGAGAAGAACCCCCCAGAAAUGUUUGUCACUCUGGAUGCCUUGAACAUCCUCCUGGAGAAUGUGCAGCCCUGUGAAAACAGGCUUUUGCCCUUCGAUGCCUCAGUAGCAUGGCUCAAAAGUGUCAAGUCCAUUAAGCCCUGGAUGGAAUGGAUCAGUGAGGACAACUACCAGCUUCAUUUCUACCAGAAGAAGCAGCAGCUCCUGGAGAAUGUGCUACAUCGCUGGCACUGCACCAACAUUGUCUACAUGUUGAUUGACCACCUGCUGCACAAUGAGACACAAAUGGAGGAGAAACUCCUGCGGCUUGUGGUGAAGCAGUUCAUCUUCCUCUGGAAUCGCCUCUAUACAAAGCUUCUGCCGGGCUCUGAACCAGAGAAGACUUUUGAUUUGGUGGUGAAAGUGCUGAAGAAAUGCAAUGAGAAUGCUGACAUGGUGUAUCUGGUGAAGGGCGUGAAGGAAUGCAAGAGUUGCCUACGGGAGAUCACUGACCCAGCGGAGCUGCCCUGCGGUCACAUCUUCUGUACUCGCUGCAUCCUGGACUGGGACAACAAACAGUGUAAGAUCUGCAAGGAGGAAUUCCCAGAGGAUUACACGCCCACUGCUUCCGAGGCCACGAGGGAAGCUGUUGCCUGUCACAACAAGUUCAGGAGGAAGUGCAAUUCAUUCUUUGUGGAGUUCAUCAGCACCUACUUCCUGGGAGACAGGCAGACGCCGUCUGCCCAGAUCAUUCAGCGACUGCUACAGUUUGUGGCUUCCAAACCUAACCCUGAACAUCAGGCAUGGAGAAGGGCCUACAAGCCAAGAAGUGAGUUGUCACCCUUUGAGGAGUGCAUGGACACCAGUCCCACCAUCCAGUCUUCCCUCCUGAAGCUGCUGCUGCGAUGCGGGUUCAACAAUGUCAAGGUUUACUUGGAAGAAUACUUGUCCCAGAUGGAAGAAAAGAUAAUGUCCCACCAAAGUAAUAUUGACCAUUUCUACUUCAUGGUGGUGCACUGUCUGGAGCAGGAUUUUAUGUAUUCUUCUUCUGAAGAAGACAUCAACCAGCUGGCUGAGCACUGCCUCUCCACCGCAGACAUAGCGGCCUUCUGCAAGCCCCAAGUCUCAAAGAUCAACACCCUGGAGUUCAUUGCCCAGCUCCGGCUCUCCAUCAGCCACGUGGCCACUGUGCUUGGCAGAUGGAUGCUUCCAGAUCCUGAUGCACCCACUACAGAAAGGACUGAGAAAGAGCAAGACCUGGUGAAGGCAAUGAAGAAGCUGGUUGCAAAGGCUCCAACUCCAUGGCCUCAGGUGUUCCUCAUCAGAAAUCUCUGUGACCUCUAUGGGUUCACCUCUAUGUGGAAGAUUCUCCAGGUGGAGAAGUGGAUUCUACCCCAAGGAGUAGAAGUUUCACAGUGUAGAAGAGCCUGGUCCAAUACAACAUUGAUGUUUUGUGUGCUGGACAAAGCACAAAAACAGCUUAAAAGCCAAGUAUCCACAGCAAAACAGAGCUUGACUUCUGUCAUGAGACAAAUGGAGAGCAUCCUCCACUUGCCAUCCAGCACAGAUGAGCUUCCAGGAGACAAGCUUAUGAAGAUUGUGGAUGCUUUGGGUAAUGGCGAAGACCCAGGCCUGCAAGAGGUCGUCUUCCACACUGCGCUCACUCUGGCCUUGUUCCCAAGCCACAUCACUCACUUCCUCAGGAACAUCAGCUUCAAGCCUAAAGUCGUGAUGGGGUCCUACUUUCCCACCAUGCCUGGUGACCUGCUUUUUGAUGAGGACAACUGGAAAAUUGGUGAGACAGAGAAGAUCUGGAGCUGUCAGUGUGGCUUGUGCUGGGUUGUCACCAACUGUGGGCUUCCCAUGGAAGUGAAGAAGUGCAAGUGUGGUGCUGCUGUUGGGGGAACCAAGCACAGACCUGAGAAAGGCUUUAUGCAGAAGGAAGUCUCUGAGGAUACAACAGAGAAAGGCUACAUCCUGGAGAGCCCCAUCUCACGGAUGACUGAGCCAGAGAGGUGCCUGUCUCCUGCCUGUGUGGCUCUGGCGAGAGCUCUGCUCCAUUCCUCCCUCCUGCUGGGGAUCUACAUAGACAAACAGGCCAUUCUGGACCUGAUGAGAGAGAAACCAGAAGAUGUGGAAAAAUUCUUCUGGGGCCAGCUUAAGAAAGACUUGGAGUGCCUGGCAGAAGCGCUCAGCAGGAACAUGGAGGAUGCCCUGUUGACUGUGCACCUCUUUCUACAGCACCUAUGCAAGGACAGCUCAGCAGGUGAUAGUACAGCUUUGGGCAUCCUGCGUGAGAAGAAGGAUCGGGAAGAAUGGGAAACAUUGUUCAAAGCCCUGGCUCAGCCCAUCUUCCAGGAGCUGGAGCACAGCCUUAAUUCUAUCAGGGAGCAGAGGAUGAAUGAAGGUCCCCAGAGCUCCAGCCUCCUCCUGAAAAUAGCUCGUGGCCAGACACUCCCUCUCCAAGACCUACCACAGCAGGGGCUGAUCAACCAGCCCUGCAUGUGGCAAUUGGAGCAGAAGGUGACCAUCCAGACCCUGAUGCAUUUCCUGCAGCUGGAAGGUGGAGAAGACACUGGAAGUCCAUACCCGAUUCUGCUGGAGCUCUUGUCAAAGCUUGAGAACAUCCAACACGUCCAACACCUGCCUGACAUCUUCCGGCUGCAGAAUGCCCUGAUCCACUUCUUCCAAAACAGCCAUAAAGGGGAGCACUACACAGUCCAGCAGUUCCUGGACCAGCCCGAGCUGUCAGAGGACCAGCGUUUGGCUUUCAGCAGAGCUAUUGAGACCAUCCAGAAGGUCUGGAGCAAUAUUAAGAUGAACCCAUCCAUCUCAGGCAUCACCGUCCUGCCAGACCUCUUGCCCAGUGACAUCAGCACCAGCACUGCCAUCCUCCAGCUCCUCCCAACCCAACCGUCCAUCAGCCGCCUGGUGGCCAGGUUCCUCAUCCAGCUGCAGAACAGCUGCGUGGACACAGCCGCGCGGGUCACCAAGGAGAGGCAGCGGUCCAUCUCCGCAGAAGAGGUGAAGCCCUCCUCUGUGCUGACUGUAACCAAGAGCGACCUGGUGACCAUGGCACUGACCAACUUGCAGUAUGAGAUAGACAAAGACGGCACCAAAAUGACCUACUUCGACUUCCAGAUGCUGCAGAGGCAAGUGGUUCAUCGCUUCAUCAGUGGAAAGCCCAUCAUCAAAGCUCAGACAGCUCCAUCCAUUGCCCUCAACAACAUGAGGACCCUCCAGGCCACCAAGAUGAAAGUCAGGGACCAACUGCCCCAGGAGAUGCUCAGCAUCAACCAGCAGAAGCACAUCAUGGAAGAGGCCCGCUCGGUCAAUGCCCUCUCCAAGGUCUUGGACACCCUGAAGGUGGCUGCUGAGUUCCUGGCCAUGACGGGUGGUGACCCGGAGUGCCCGCUGCCUGAGUACAUUCGGCAUGAGCUGAGGAUGGAUGCCGGGGCAAAGCAGCUCCAGGAUGUGCCGGUGGUGCCCAACACCCGGCUGAAGCAUAUCCUGUCACUGUGGAAGGUCCUGGCAGCUCGCAGGUCCAUGCUGUUGGUACAGAUGAACCAGGAUCCCUUCUGCCUGAUGCCCAAAGAGUUCCAAGAGAAGCUGGGUAAAAUGGAGGAAAAAGCCCUGUCCUCUGCACUGGCCAACACCAACCUCGACCUCUUCCUCAUUGAGCUGCAUGAGAUGAUCACAGUGGCACUGUCCAUCUUCCAGCCACAAGAUGAGCUGAAGUUUGCCUUCACGUUCUUCCUGGAAGACAACCAAGUCCCUGCCAGCUCAGUUUGCAGCCUCACGGAUGCCCUGGACCCUGACAUUCCCAUCAAGAACAUCCUCUCUGUCUGGAGGACAGCUGCAAGGACCAGCCAGGCCAAUGUCCCUGCCUACAGCCAGAAGGGGCCAGCCCAAGGAAGUCGUUAGAUGGAAACAUCUGCCCCAGCUCUGGGGGCAAUACAUGAGCCACAUGUGGGCUCUUGGAGCAGCUUGAGCCUCCGAGCCCCUGAAAUCCUGCUCCCCAAGGCCUGAACCCAGGUGGGAAGCUCCCACCUGGACCCACCACUGCCCCUCAGAGACCUCAGGCAUCCCUGUCCCUCCCACCCUGCUGAGCCACAUGGAGAGCAUCCCCAUGGACACAUCACCAGCUUCAAUACCUCUGUCUUCAGUUAGCCAACUCUACCCCCUAAAACCCCCAUAUGGGUGCCUGAGAAGUUGUAGUCCCUUCUACGGCCCCAGUGCUGGCCAGUGGGUACAUCUGUGCCUCCCCAUGCUCAUCAUCAGUGGCCUCUGUCCUGCCUUGUUCUUCUCCUUUCUGUCAUCAUUAAAUGCUCAAGGACCCA